Molecule: messenger RNA, 580 nt
Organism: Glycine soja
Lineage: Eukaryota; Viridiplantae; Streptophyta; Magnoliopsida; Fabales; Fabaceae
Exons: 1
Coding region: 176-385 (69 amino acids)
Source: RefSeq, a predicted model, not a curated record
AAUUGCUUGUCUCUUCUUCCAAAGUGACCACUUUUCAGCCCCCAUUUCCUUUUUAAUCCUCCUCCACUCAUUGUCAUUGCAACUAUACCAUUCAGGCAUUCACACAUAGCUAGAUAGUGAAAUAAUUAGGGAGACCAAGUACACAACACAACGAGAAAUUAAGGAGAAGGAGAAAAUGGGAGAUUGGGGGCCAGUUUUUGUUUCUGUGGUGCUUUUCAUUCUCCUCAGUCCAGGGCUCUUGGUCCAGAUACCUGGAAGAGGCAGGUUCAUAGAGUUUGGUAACUUUCAGACCAGUGGAUUAUCAAUACUGAUCCAUGCUAUCCUCUACUUUGCUCUCGUGUGCAUCUUCAUGUUAGCAAUUGGGAUCCACAUGUACAUGGGGUAAAUCAUCCCAAAAUAUGUGUACCCUUAACCCUCAUGUAUACACUUUUUUAUAUAUAGUUUUGCUCUCCUUUGGUUUGGUUUGUGUUCGGGGAUGUGAUUUGUUUUCCUUGUAAUGUAUCCUUUUUUCCUCUUUCAAUGAAUUUCUUGGAAUCAAGCUUGUGAAUUAAUGACAAAUAUUUCAGUUUUAGUGCAUCAA